This is a messenger RNA of Cinara cedri, 4747 nucleotides long. Lineage: Eukaryota; Metazoa; Arthropoda; Insecta; Hemiptera; Aphididae. The record is from the annotation of a GenBank genome assembly.
AUGUUGUCAGCAAAAUGGGAGUCAGCAAAGAGGGAUGUCGGCAAAAUAGGAAUUGGUGAAGUGGGAAGACAUGGCAAACACAUUCUGAGAUCCUCUGUGUUAGGCAUGGUUUUUCGGGACAUUCUGGUAAGUGAAAAUUUAAAAAAAAUCACACUUCUAUAACAACUCUCGGAAUCAAAAAACAUUUGCAUUUGAAAUCAGUUUAUUCGAUACAAAGCCUUCAAAUUGCAGACCGCCGUUAGGUAAUAAGAUAACUGACCUAGAACUAUUUUGAAAUGUAAUCAUUUUCUUAUGGCCAGUCACAUAUUUCCACGAAACAAAGUACAUAGAUAUAUUAUUAACAUCUGCAUAGGUAUUUUUCAAGGAGGUUUUCUGUGUCCAAAUAGACACAGAGUGAAGUAUAUUGGAUACUCAGUAUAGAACAAGACUGCUUACUGUGUGUCCACUAGAAAAUAAAUUUUGAAUUAUUGAAUUAAUCGAUUAUGUAACAAAAUAUUAUAUUUGAUAAAAUAUUCCCACUAGGGAGGAAGGAAAAGUCCAAAAGUUUAGGAGAAGGUCAAUCAGAUUGUAGAAAUCAUUUAAAGGAUGGGGUGGAAACGCAAUGGACAUUUAUUAAAAAACAAUAACCCGAUUCCUAAACCGGUAAAAUCGUCAAAUUUCAUAUUAUACGCAUAACUACUAAUACGGAUAUAAUAUAAAAACUUGUUUAACAUUUUUCGUAUUACUUUCCAGUAUGCUGAAUUGGUACUUUAAAUCUCUGUAGGCGUUUUCUAUUUGCUCGAUGGUAUUGAUCGAAAUGUCUAUAUGAAUAUAUAUGAAUACAUAUGUAUAUUAUUAUAUUUUCCAAACCUCAAAUGACAUAGUAUUAUAACUGUACAAAAAAAUAAAUACCAACCUAUUUGAUUAUCCAGCUUCUGAUAAUGGUUGUUAAAAAGGGAGACAUUACUUUUCAUUGAUUUGUCUAUAAUAUUUAAAAUAUAUAAAUGAGAAAUCCUUUCUAAAACAAUAUCCUUCAAAUUAAGUAAGCUUUAAUUAUUGUAUAAUAUACCAUAAACACGUCGUCGGUUAUUUUCUAGAUAUAUUUCGGCGAAUAGAUAUCUGCUAAGUUGCAUUACGAUCAUCCUGGUUCUAUGGGCCAACAUAGACAAUUCGGUAUUCAAAGCCAAUGAUAAUGGCAAAACUAUAAUAUAAUAUUAUUAUUUAUACAAAUAAACAAUAAAAUAUUUAAGGCACAUGAUUUCAUUAUUUUAAAUUUUAACUUAUGUCAACAAAUACUAACGAUAAAUAGAUAGCUAUAUAGCAAAAUAAUUACCUAUUAUAAACCCUUGUUAAUAGAUUUAUACCUAUGUAUGUUUUUUUUAUUCAUCAAAUUGUAGGUAAAAUUAUCAAUUGCUAAAUUCCUAUUAUUCCUAACAGAACCAUUUUAUAGUUAUGUUUUAAACUUUUUAAACUACAUUGAUAGAUAUUAGAUGUGGUUAAAAAUUGCUAGAAUGUGUGCCUCUUUUUCUAGAAAUUUUCAAAAUGAAUAAAAAAACAUGGAAAAACGAAAAACUGGAAAAUGUACGGUAUUACAAUUACUGUAUUUUAAAUUUAAAUGGUUUUUGUUUUUUACUAAAAACAUUUUUCCAAUAGAAAAACAGCAAGAGAACUUUUUUGUUUCAUCUCAUUAUUUAAUCAUCUAAUUAUUUAAUCAAAUUAGUGAGUAAGAAAGUCAUUUUUUGAUAAGAUUUAGUAUAAGGCACAUUUUGAGGUAAAAUAUUAUAUUAUAGUAUUUUAGAUUCUAAACGAAACGAAGAAUGUAUUGGUCUUAUUAUGAAGUUUUUUUUAGAUUCUGAGUGUGGCGAAUGUUUAAUUAAGAUGUUUAUUUAUUUUUUUUUUUUACUGUGCAGAAAAAUUCAGCCAUAAAUCUUGUUCAGAUAUAUAUGCGUGACACUAUAUCUGAAAGGAUCCAGAUGGUACUUUUGGGACAUCAUUUUUUAAUUUUCCAAGCGGCUUUCAUAAUAUCUGGGAAAAGCCAGAAUAAAACGUCAGAAAAACGGGAAAUUUACGAAAUUAAUGCUUUUAUUAUUUUACCAGUUUUGUUAUUUGUUGUAAUUCAGUUAAAAAUAUCUGUAGAAACUCUAUGAACUUAAAAAUUGGACAAAAAACUAACAUUUGCCUUUUCUAGAUGUGGUAAAUCGUAAAAUUUACGAUUCUCGCAAUAAUUUGAUAUUAAAAUUGACAUUAAAAAAAGCUAUCCUAGGAUAAUGGGGACGAGUGCAGGAACUCUUGUUGGUGAGAAGUUGGGUACUUACAAAUACAAAUUAGUUUCCCUUCUAUAUUCUAAGUAACGAUAAAUCAUUGCUUACUAAAAAUGAUUCUAAGCGGAGUUCAGUUGGUAGCUAUGCUUUUUCAACAGUAAUAUAUAUGCCAUAAUAUGGUAAAAUAUUUAAAUAGGCAUUUGUUUUUUUAUAUUUUUUACGUUUUUUUUCAAUCUUUUACAUUUGAUGAGAAAACUCCUGAGAAAAUGGAAAAAUGGCCUCCUUAAAGUACCACCCUAACAAAAAUUCCUUUCAAAACAGGGUUACAUCGUAUACAUCAGAGUAGGCUUUCUGGUGAAAAAACUGUUCACAUAAAAAAAAAAAAAUAAAUAAAUAAACAUCUUUCUAAAACUAAUACAUUUUUCGCUCCACUCAGAAUUUAAAAAUACUAAAUGAAUUUCAAUUUAUUUUUUUACCACAAAGUAAGACUUACAGUGAAUAUCUUAUUAAAUUUUCAGCUUUUACUGUUAUACCUACCUACCAAAAAAAAAAAAAAAAACACAGUAAAUGUAUCAGUUAUAUUUUUUGUCUUUAUUUGGUUUUUCCCAAUUAUGAUGAAAACAACUAAGAAAAUCUUCCUAUCUUCUUAUUUAAGAAAAUAACUUCCUCACUCAUUAACUAAAUUAAAAAAGCAACAAAAAUGGUCUUAUAUUGUUUUCUUAUUGGAAUAAUAUAAUUAUUUUAAAUAAAUUUAAAAUAAUGAAAUCUUAACGUUGUAUAUUUGUCUAUUUUCAUUUUAAGUUUUUUCUUUGUUUUUUGUAAUUAUUCUUUUAAUACAUCUAUAAAAGGAAAAUACAAAUUAUCUGUCUAAAGGUUACCGUAAUUAAGUUAAUGAUUUCUUAAUAAAGUAAUAAGUCUUUAAAACUAUUAUGGUUGUACACUUGCACCCCUGGCAAUGAGAGGGGAUGAUCUUCACUUUUUUUUUAACUACGCCACUAACAGAAUCGGGUCAGAUUAAUACUAUACAUACUAAUUAUUUAAAAAACAAUGUAUCAAAAUGUUCACAUUUGAAUUUCAACAAUUAACACUUAAACCCCCUCCUUCUCCCUCAAAAAAAAAAGAAAUUCAGUAAAAUAAAAACAAUUUACAAACUAUUUUAUGUGUUUAUAAAUAAAGAAACUUUUGUAUUAAAUAUUUUUCUCUAUUUUGAAUAUCUACAGGAGAAAAUUGCUGCAACAUAAAAUUGUGAUCACACUGUGUAUACAGGUGUCCAACAAUGAUCUGCCACUUGAAAUAACUUUUGUUCUAUUUAAUAUUUUUGAUAUAUUGUUUUUUAAAUAAUUAAUAUGCCUUUGCGCUACAGUUUAUGUUAGUGAUCUCAAACAUACAACCCACGGGCCACAUGUGGCCCACGUACCCUUUCCAUGUGGCCGGCAAUAAAAAUAAAUUUUGAACAAAAAUAUAUGAACAAAUUGUGAAAAUGUUAAUUUUUGUUUUACGCAUCAUAAAGACAUAGAUUAUAAAAUAUCUGACGUUUAUAAUGUUUUAUUUUUACAUUAAUCGUUCAUAAAUCCCAUUAUACUCAAUAAAGUAUUUGAAAUGCGGUAAAUCUAAUCUAGAAAAAUAAAUAUCAUUGUAUUUCGGUGUAGGUGCAGAAAUAGUGAGUAUCAGUUUGACUGUGACUAGUGUUGUUUUGUUCGUACUAGUAACUAUAGUAAUAGUUGUUAUAGUUAUAGUUAUAGUAGCUAUUUAAGUGUAAUUUUAAAUUUAAGUUUAUAAGCGUAUAUCAAACCGAUGAAACGUAAAAUUGACGAAGAAAGACGGGCUUUUCAAGAAAAAUGGGGCUAUGCAUACUUUUUUACUAAUUCUAAUUCUCUUCUAAUAUGUUUGAUUUGUAAAUAAAAUGUAUCUGUCAUCAAGGAGUACAACAUUAAAAGACAUUAUGACACAAAUCAUUGUAAGAUUUACGAUAAAUUUGUAGAAAAAUUACGCGAAGAAAAUUUUGAAGAAUUAAAAAUAAAUCUCUCGCAUCAAAAAAAAUUAUUUGAUAAUAUAAGAAAAGAAAAUAUUUAUUCUGUUAAAUAUAGUUACGUUACAUCAAGAAAAAUCGCACGUACGUCAAAAGCUUUUUCUGACGGUGAAUUUAUUAACGAGUGUAUAGUUAGUGCGGUGAAAGUAAUAUAUCCCAAAAAGAAACAAGCAUUUAUGAAUAUAAGUUUAAUUGGAAAUACUAUUGCUCAGAGAAUUGAAGAAAUGGCUAACAAUCUUAAACAACAAUUGCAUGAAAAAAGUAAACGAAUUUUAAAUUAAUCUAUUACUGUUGACGAAAGUACCGGUAUUACCAAUACCGCUUAGCUAUUUUUAUUUAUAGAGUUUUCGAUAAUUUUGGUAUAACUGAAGAACUCUUGGACUUGAUUCCUAUGAUUGACACAACAACCGGUAGUGAUUUAUAUGACUGUAUUAAAAAGUAUCUUAAUGAAUUAGAAGAUUGGAAUAAAUUGGAAUAA